AUGUUGCUGGCCCGUCGGGGGAGGGAACGGCUAAAAAGGUCCUUAGUCGUAGAUGGAGGGGGACUACUUGUCCUGUUGUGGGCCACGCCCGGCCAGCCACCCAGCGGCCAGGUGGUCAACUGCACAGGUAUGGACAGGUCUGAAUUACCUAGAAGCGUUUAUAAAUCAUUUAAAAAAACAUAAGGUUAGACUAGCAGUGGGUCUAGCUAAUGUCUUCUUUGUACAGUUGCAGCUGCAGGACCCUGGUGCUCAGGAGUCCCAGUGGAAGAAGUCCAACAAGGUGGGUUCUGAACUACAAAGUGUAUGAAUAGUUUAGACACAUGGUAGUACUUAUAUUACACAGAAGGUUGAGAUAAAUUGGUCCUGUUUUGGGUGAUUUGGGGUCUCACACACACACACACACACACACAAUCAACUCACAACUGUGCCAGCAGCUUUGUGCAUAGGCUCUUUAGUAUAUGUGCCAAGUCAUGCCCUUUAAUGUGUCUUGGCUUUCUGCCUGUUUGCCAACUGAGUUCCUGUGUUUAUCUUCCUCUCUAAUGGAUUUUUUUCAGAGUUCUGGCAGAGACUGGACCCCUCUGCCUCCCCCUGCCCUGCCCCUGACCCAGAGGAACUGUGUGCUUUCACCGAAAUCUACGGCCCUCUCCACUUCCUUCUCUCCCUCCAGGUGGGUGAACUACAGUACCCACCAGGCUCAGCCACAUGUACACCCCAUUGGUCAGUAAGUCAGUUGACAAUAGACAAAAGAUUAUCUCCACAAAAUAGUGUACUGCACAAUUUUAAUUUCAGCCACCACACAGAGCACAGUGGGCAAACUGAAAUAACACCUCUCUCAAUGGAAAGGUGUGACACUGAGUGGUGGAUGUGACUCUGUGUCUUUUAUUCUCCAGAACAGUGAGGUGAACCUGGACAGGUGUAAGGUGCGGUCACACACAGAGGGCUUCUUGCACAAACUGAGCCUGACCAACGCAGGGGUGAAAAUUCACCUCAAAUUGGAAUUGGAAGGAGAAACAUACCAGCGAAUCUUUAGGUAAUAUUCUCCUUCUAUUAUUAUUACUGCCACUGAAUAUGUUUAAUGUGUGUGAGUAUUGUGGAAUAAUAUUAUGUUAUUCAUGUGUUUUACUCUGUUUUUUCUUAGUGGAAAGGCAGAGAGACUUGCCCUGAAGGACCAGACUGUGAUCAUGGACGUUACUUCUUCUAUCAUGCAGUCAGCAUUACUCCGAUGCCUCUUGUCAUCAUAUAGGUUGGAGAGACAGUUGACCUCUGUCAUUCACAGUACAUCAUAUUGUAAUUAUGUGUCUGUGGCGUAUGUGUGUGUGUGUGUGUGUGUUGGUCCUGCAGGCCUCCCAUGUCAGUGGGAGCAGGCCCGUGGUGCCAGCGAGGCCAUCCUGUAUUAGGAGGUGGGUUGCCUCUACUUAUCCCGCCUGAGGCCAUGGAGAGAGGCCUGUAUGGGGAGUUGAACCUCCUACUAGUCACAGUUCUCACCCCAUGUGUGUUGCAAUACCCCAACCUGGCAACCAGAGUCACACGCAUACAGAUAUCCUUUAUCUAUCACGUCACACACACACACCCCUUCACUCUCAUUCCUGUGUUAUGUCUUGUGUGUUAUGUGUUGAUAUCCCCUUGCCUUGGGGGCUAGUUGUUUAGAUAAGGCCAUUUGAAAGAUGUCUGAGUAGUGACAGUAGACCCUUAUUUCCUACUGAACCAUCAGUCUUUAACCGCAGUCGUACGUGCUGCUGUACAGCCCCAGUAACCUUCCCCUGCUGGGGCCCUCAGCCUUCCUACAGCAGCUGCCUGCCUGUCUGGCCCUGGAGGGGCUGACCUGUACCCCAACACACUCCACCACCUCAGGUACUGGGAUGAGCAAAAUAUUCAAUCAUAUAUCACGUUUGAUUUGUUUAUCUAGUGAUGAUAAAGUGUUUUAUUAUAAAUAAAUACAAUCUAAGUAUAAUGUUAUAACAUAGAUACAACAUAAAACGUAUCCUGAUGCACAGGUAAACACCACUCCUUGCAGUGAGGGAUUGAGUCAGAAUUUGGACAAUUGUUUGCAUUCACCAAUUUAGCAUUGAGUAGGCAUGAUUAUGCAAAGAGGCGUUUGUUGCAUGUAGCCUAUUAUUAUCAUCAGACCUAAAUAUGACCUAAAUAUUUAGAAAUGUUUACAUUCUGAAAUGCCAUCCACUGAACACGGCCUGUUAUCAGAAUGUCAGACCAGAGCCUGUGACAAGCUACAUGCAAUGUUCAACAAGCCUUGCUGACAAGCUAAUUAUUAUGUUCAAACCAGAGCCUUGCUGACAAGCUAUUAUUUCCAGAGCCUUGCUGAAAGCAAUUAUAUUUCAACCAAGCCUUGUAAAGUUUAUUAGUGAGCCUUGUGACAACUGUAUAUGUCAGACCAACUUGCGACAAGCUUAUUAUGUUCAACCGAGCCUGUGACAUUAUAUAUGUCAACAGAGCCUGUACAAGUAAUACUUAUUUCAUACAGAGCUUGCUGACAACAAUUUAGUGGUGCUGACGCUCCUCUGAUAAUUCAACAAAGUCAUAACACUUAUUUACCAUACCUGCUACCACCUCUCAACAGAUCCCUCUGCAGUGACACUGUGUACAGUAUAGACAGAGCACAGUUUCACGGAACUGAGCCAGAAAUUGAUCCCCGCUGUGACAGACCCUCUCUCUGUUCCGUUCCUCCAGCACAGUGACCCCCUUCCACUCGCCACUCUCUGAACUUCAUGGUGAGGAAAUAACUCAACAACAAACCUCUGCUUUAGUUACCCUGACUGAAGAAGAUGUGGUUCACUCAACAAUCAAAUGAGUCUGUGUCUUACACAGGCUUGACUCAAAGUUUCAACACAAAAAUAUUUAACAUGCAGUUACAGCUCACUGUGCUCAGGAGAUAGGAAGCAGACCACAGUCAACCUCCUGUUUAUCAAAUUGUGAUUAAUUGAGACUUCAUGAGUAACACCCACUGGAAUUAGAAGAGGAGGCUGUAGUCCCGUGUAGCUCAGUUGGUAGAGCAUGGCGUUUGCAACGCCAGGGUUGUUGGUUCGAUUCCCACGGGGGGCCAGUAUGAAAAUGUAUGCACUCACUAACUGUAAGUCGCUCUGGAUAAGAGCGUCUGCUAAAUGAUGUAAAUGUAUAUUUUUGGUUACUCAAAGACCACAAUUAUGAAGUUACCACACCCUUUGAGCGACCGCAUUGACCAUAUGUUUUUUCUUCUUCUUCAUAUCAUGGAUUCUGACAUUAGCCAUUUGGUAGUUCAAUCAAAGGUCACAUCGAAAACAUCCAAUGACAUGGUAUCCAAACUCAGCAAAGAAGUUGUUUAGCUCAUGGUCUCAUCUCAAGGUUUCAUGUCUCCCUGCAGCCAGUGAGGAGCUGUUAGAGCUCCACCUCGAGGAUGUUUUGAGGUACAACAGGGAGGCGGUGACAGCAGCCCUGAACACGCUGCUGCAGAGCACACUGAAAGACCAGCAGCAGAGAGACAAGGCAAGCACUCGGAGUCUAUACACACUCACUCACUUACACACACAGGCACACUCACUCACUUACACACACACACACACACACACACACUCACACAGACACAAAAGGCAAGCACUCUGGCUCUAUAUACAAACAAAAAUUCACUAUCAGAGAUCCUCUUCUAAUCAUGAUGUAUAUUAUAUUUCCCACAACUAUGUACGUUUGGAUGACUGUCUGUCGAUCUGUCUGCCUGCCUGUCAAUCUGUCUGCUUGCCUGUCGCUCUGUCUGUGUCGGUCUGCCUGUCGAUCUGUCUGCCUGCCGAUCUGUCUGCCUGCCUGCCUGCCUGUCAGGCUCAGGAGAAGAUGUGCUCUGCCCUGGGGGUGAUGCUGAGAUCUAUAUGCUGUGUGGUGAGCAGCAGCACCAACAUGGAGUUCAGAGCUGCCUGUCUGGACCGCAUGAU
Molecule: messenger RNA, 3914 nt
Organism: Coregonus sp. 'balchen'
Lineage: Eukaryota; Metazoa; Chordata; Actinopteri; Salmoniformes; Salmonidae
Source: the annotation of a GenBank genome assembly